This is a messenger RNA of Phyllotreta striolata, 3078 nucleotides long. Lineage: Eukaryota; Metazoa; Arthropoda; Insecta; Coleoptera; Chrysomelidae. The record is from the annotation of a GenBank genome assembly.
AUGUGGUUAUUUAUCGUCUUCCUAAUCGGAGCGGAUAUUUUCGUGAUAGCCGAAAACUUCGAAGACGAAACGAAAGAUGGAAAAUUGUCGAGAAAAAUUUUGGGCCAGAGUGUCGUUACAUCAGUAUCUGUAGUAAUGGACAUAGGAAAUGGAUCGAAAACAAUCUUUACAGAUACCGUAGGAAAACCGGUAGAGAAACCUUCCAGCUCCUCGGAAUUAGCCAGUCCAAUAAACUUGCUAAACCCGGACCGCUACGAAUUCUACACGUUCGACGACAGCGGUAAUUUAGUGAGAAGGCUAAUGUCUCUGGAGGAAAUCAAAGGGAUAAUAGCGACAGGAGACAGCGACGGGCUGGAGUACGAUUCCACCGUUGCGGAGGCGUACAUACCGGAGAAACGAGUCAACGACGUGCUGAGCAACGUUCAGAACGUGCUGAAGGAGGAAAUGGAGAUACACGGCACUAAGUUCGAUUCGUUUCCCGCAUUGGACACACCGGACGUCUCCGACUCAUGGAAUAUGAUCCUGCCGGCAGUGUUCGGUAACUCCGGAGUGGAUAUUACUCCCGAGAAAGCGCCUCUUCACGUAACGCCUGAUACUAUCAUGGUGGAACCCACGCAACAGCAACCGAGCACCAUUAGUACCGUGCCAUUGACUACUAAAGAACCUACUACGAUUUUAUCUACCAGCUCGACAACUUCACCAACGCCUCCGGCAGAAACUACAGUAGCUGAAGAAGAAGUUUUGACUGAAAGUACUACUAAAGAAUACGUUCCUGUUAGUACCGUUGCUUUGCCUACUGAACCGGAUACUAGUACUAUGUUCACCAUUCAGCCAAUUAAUAAUAAUAGUAAUAAUUCUUUCGAAACCAAGGAAACAGAAACCACCAUGACAACAUUAAAUUCGAAUCCUACUACAGAAAAUAAUGUCGAAAUAACCAUAAAAUCCGUAGAAUCGUCUAUCAAUUGUUCCUCAGUUAAAAACGAAUCUGAUUCUACCACUUUGUUGCCCAUGUUAGACGGUCUCAACUCGAUUUUACAUCAAUUACUGGUCACCCCAAACAUGAAUAGUUUCGAUCACAGCAAGUCUGAGUACAAAGAAAACGUAGAUUUUAUAGAUUUCACCGAAAAAACUGAAUCUACAAUGUACAAAGACACUACAAACACUGUAACAGAAACGAUUUUAACUAAAACUACUGCAAAUGAUAUAGAAGAAAGCACUAACUCUACCACAACAGAAAAACUAGUAGAGAGUACUACCCUGACAUUCUCUACUCAAUACACCACAACUGAAAUUAAUGAAAUUGAUAGAAUCGAUAACAAUCUCGACGAAACCGAUAACAAAACAUCUAACGAGUUUCCAGUAAAAAGUACAAAAAUAGAAAAUGGUACAGAAGAUUACAACAACACCACAACACUACAACAAAUAACAACAACUGAAUACAACACGCCAACAUUUACAACCGAAGGAUUUAACAACGCCACAGUAAAAGUCCCUCUAAUAGACCCCAGCGACUCUUCAACUGAAACUACCAUUACCAGCGACGAUAACACGACCACAUACAAAGACAAUACCAGCACAACCCCAAGCACAACCGAAAUCACUAUACCUAACGACAACAAAAAAGAACCCAAUUGGACUUUAGUACCAACAGUAGCGCCACACAGUGAAGCCACCUUCGGCACACCAGCCAGCAUUUUGCCGCCUUACCCGGAAGCCCUGGACCCGCCGGAGAUGAUCGACUUGAGAGCGGAGCCGCUGAACGGGUUCGGACUGGAAGAGAGCACCGCCGAUUUGGACAAGGAUAUCCAGCAAUUCUCGCAGCUGUACAACGAGCUCGCCUUCGAUUUUUGGAAGAAAACCGCCGACACGGUGAGCCACGCGCGGAGCCUGGUGGUGUCGCCGUUCGGCGCCAUCUCCUCGCUGGCGAUGAUAUUCCUCGGCGCCAGGGGCUCGACCUCGGCCGAGAUGAACGAGAUCCUCAAGCUGGACGACAUGAUCACCUUCAAUCCGCACUUGGUGCUGAAGAACGUCGGCGAAUCGGUGGCGAUCGCGGAGGAAUCCGGUGCGGUAACUGCUUCGUUCGUUAAGGAGCUGUUCAUGUGCCGGAUGAAAGGUAAAUUCCUGCCUUUCUACAGGGAGCGUGUCAAGGCGUUCUACGACGGGUUCGCGGAGGAGAUAAACUUCAAGGAAGUCGGGGACAUCGUUCGCAGAAGAACCAACCUCCAAGUGAAGAAGCACACCGAUGGAAAAAUAGCAGAGUUUCUCACUGAUACAUCUGUGGUUGGAAGACCUCCAUUACUUGCGCUUGGAGUCAACAUUUUUCAGACAGACUGCAGCAGCGCGUAUUCGGACAAUCGAGACGGGGAAAUGCACUUUACAGUUUUGCCAACAAUAAGGCAAAGAAGGCUGGUGCCGAUUCCUGCAGUGCUCUACAAAUACGGUUUCCUGGCGGGUUACGAGCCCAGUUUGGACGCCACAGCCGUUUCCGUAGGCAACAAAAACCACACGACCAGCACAAUCUUCGUAAUGCCCGGACAGCAAGGCGUGCAAACACCCGGAGACGGUUUGUCCAGAUUAGAGAAGAGCUUGGCGGAGAGUUCAUUCAAAAAAGGGGCUUGGUCCAGAUUGCUGAGGUCUUUGAUAGCGCGGCCGGGACUGGAGGUGCAAAUACCGAAAAUCAACCACAGGAGUGUAGUGAACGCCACUGAGGUGUUGAAGCAAAUGGGUUUCGUGGAAUUGUUCAAGAAGGGACAGGCCGAUUUGGUCGGAAUGAAUGGCAUUUCAAAUGAUCUUUAUUUAUCGGAUGUCGUACAAGUUAACCAAUUUACAACUUGCUCAGAAAAGAGGACUGAUCACCAUUCGGAAAUUUAUCCCAACAGUGUUAGGAGAUUCAGAAGUAAUGAAGCCUUAUCCGGAGUGAGGCACUCCGAAUUACCUCUUCCCCUGAGGCCCAGGCAAGCCAGAAAACCGGAGGUCCCGAGACUGAAGUUCGACAGGCCUUUCUUGUACUUCGUCAGGCACAACCCCACUGGAUUGAUACUGCACAUAGGGAGAUUUAAUCCGAGGCUUUUACCGUAA